Molecule: messenger RNA, 592 nt
Organism: Acaulospora colombiana
Lineage: Eukaryota; Fungi; Glomeromycota; Glomeromycetes; Diversisporales; Acaulosporaceae
Source: the annotation of a GenBank genome assembly
ACUGUUACUCUCCUCUCCCCAACGACUCGCACCCCUAGACAUUCCACAACGGGCACUAGAUGUCAUGUCCUCGUCCACAAUAAAGCACAUCUCUAUCGCAUCACGAAGAGGACCGGCACAAGUAGCCUUUACAGCCAAGGAGCUGAGAGAGCUACUGAACCUACCGGACGUAGCCAUGAUCCCAAUCGCUUCGGAAUUACUGGCGACGCCAGAAGGAGCUAGCAGGCAACAGUCUCGAAUUCUCGACCUGUUGAGAAAGGGUUCUGUCGCCAAACCGGAGACAGCAAAGAAAACUUGGUCGCUCGAGUUUUUCCGCUCUCCUGCAAAGUUGAUCGAGAAUGGGGUAGAAUUCAAUAUCAACACGCUCGAUGAGGAGGAAAGAGCAGUUCCAACUGGACUCACAGAGCAUGUGAAAACUGAUCUUAUGGUGAAUAGUGUCGGGUAUAGGUCAGAGCCUCUUGAACCAGAUUGGUUCAAUGGUGCCUUGGGCCGUGUCCGACAGAGCGGGUCGCGAGGGCAAUACGAACGGGAGGGAAGCCCCGUACGCGAGCACUAUAUGCGAAUAGUGACGUCGUAUCGAUUCGAUGGGUAA